AUGGACCACGGCCUCAAUGGAACUGUGACAUACUCACUGUGGGGAGAAGGAUGGCAGACAUUCAAGAUCGAAGAAUAUACAGGAACGAUCACCCUGCAACAGCAACUUGAUUAUGAGAACAUCACUUCCUACAACCUUGCUGUCAUUGCAAAGGAUGGUGGGCAACCACCACUGAAUUCAAGCAUCCCACUAUUUAUAAAUGUAACAGAUGUCAAUGACAAUGAACCUAUCUUCGAGCGACUUGACUACAACGCCUCUGUCCCCCGUAAUGUGCGAACGGAUGUGGUUGUGGUGAAUGUCUCAGCAACAGACCGAGAUACUGGUAAAAACGGGGCUGUUUGGUACAAUAUCACAGGUCUUUUUGCCUUGACACCUGCUGAUAAGGAGAUCGAGGCCAACUUGUUCCGAAUAGACAAUGUGACUGGUGCAAUAUACGUCACAGCGGACUUCAUUAAAGAUACUACUUCACAUCAGUACGCACUCCUUGUCAUGGCACUGGAUAUGGGCAGCCCAUCUUUGAAUAGCAUCACAAAGAUAUCUGUAGAUGUUUCCAGCACUAACCUUUACCCACCUGAGUUCCGCGGUGUAGAUGCAAGUCACCAGAUGUUUGAAGACGACGGAAGAAGACCCUGGCAGUCCAGGCAUGUCAUUGAUAUCAGAGCAUCUGAUAACGACACAGAUUCUGAGGGAGAAGUCGAGUUCAGUCUGGCUGAAGGCAUCUCUGAAGACCUGUUCAGUCUCAGUGUCAGUCCCACUGUUGGUGACCAGGACUUCUUCAGGGCAGAAAUAUGGACCAAGUCACAACUGGAUCGUGAGAAACACCCAGAAGGUAUUAUCUUACAGGUACUAGCCAUUGACCAGGGUGUGACUCCCAAGACCAGCACUGCAACAGUCCACAUCACAUUGAAGGAUCUUAACGACAACCCUCCAGAACUGCACCUUCCUGAGGAUGAUGUAAUCAUCUCACAGUCCUCAGAUGUUGGGACAUUGGUUCUUCAAGUAAAUGUAACAGAUCCGGAUCAAGAGGGGCAACUACACUACCAAAUCCAGGAUAACUCCGACGAUACCCUGGUCAUGGAAUCAACCACAGGAGAUAUAUAUCUUCAGAAAAAAAUCAACGAAUCACUUCAGGACAUCACAAACUUUGUCAUUGUAGAAGUGCAAGACUGGGACCCAGAGAUCGAAGAUCAGCGGGGGACAGAAAAAAACGUUGGUGGCCUAACAAUCAUCUUUAGAUAUGACAAUCCAAACGAACACCCUCCUAUGUUUGAACCAAACGACUAUAAAACAGUAUUAGAUGACUUCCUGCCUGUUGGUUCGAACUUGACAAAUCUCAAUAUCUCUGCUUGUGACAUGGAUUGCCCUGAUAGCUGUGAGACUGUGGGUCCAGUUACAAACUGCAGUAAAGAAGGAACGAUCGUCUACAGCAUUAAGGAAAAUGUGAGGGACAUCUUUUCCAUCAACGAAAUGACAGGUGUCAUCACCACCACGUGGCCCUUUGACAAAGCAACUGAAAACUACACCCUGAUCAUUGCUGCCACUGAUCAGGCUGAUAUCCCACGUUCAGGGACAGCUACAGUCAGAGUUUUUGUUACAGAAAGCCUAGAAAAUCCCACCGACGGGCCAUCACAGCCCAGUCCAGGAAUGUGUACUGAUGGUAUCAUAGAUACACAGCUUCAAGCUGAGAACGAACAACUCACUUACAUUAUGGAGUAGGAGCCGUGGCGGGUUUACUGGCCCUGAUCACUGGUGGCGUCACCACCAAGCUCAUCUUCAGUCUUCGACGCAU
This is a messenger RNA of Branchiostoma floridae (Florida lancelet), 1789 nucleotides long. Its product is annotated as protocadherin-23-like. Gene Ontology annotation, molecular function: calcium ion binding; cadherin binding. Gene Ontology annotation, cellular component: catenin complex; plasma membrane. The record is from RefSeq and is a predicted model, not a curated record. The transcript has 6 exons. NCBI's taxonomy places the organism in Eukaryota, Metazoa, Chordata, Leptocardii, Amphioxiformes, Branchiostomatidae. Bases 1 to 1716 code for a protein of 571 amino acids. Gene Ontology annotation, biological process: homophilic cell-cell adhesion.